UCAAAUCCUGACUCUUCCUCUUCCUCUAAUAGGCUUUUAACAUGGGGAGAUACUCAAAUUCAAGUUAAAACAUACCACAAUCAUGCUUUGCUUAUCACAAUUGCAUUCAACACUCUGCAUGGGUAUGGUGGGUUGCGUGUAUUAUUUGUGGAGAGUGGAGACAAAAGCAACUUGUAAGAAGGAAAUUACUCGUAAACAAUGAUGUUGGAGGUCUCAGCUUAUUCCAAUUAAGCAAUUAUCAACCCAACCCAUUUUUUGUUUCUUAUUACUGUAACCCAUCAUUUAUCCAUUAGUAUAAAAAUAUCUGGCUGGGUAUCCCAAAUGGAUGGAAAGUGAAUCAAUCAGUAUCUUCAACGUGGCCCAAUAAGGCCCAUCCAAUUGUCUCCUUUCUCCAUUUUCCUAUAUGAACCAGAACGCGGUUUCCUCCGGCAGACGGUCUACAAUGGCGUCAAUUUCCGUUCUUUCUUUCUUUUUCCUUGUCUCUUUCUGCCUCACUCCAGUUACCAUUUCCGUCCAAUCCGAUGAAUAUGAAACUUUUAUCAUUCACGUUUCCAAAUCCGAUAAGCCCCGUGUUUUCACCACCCACCACCAUUGGUACUCCUCCAUCAUCCGAUCCGUUUCUCAACACCCUUCUAAAAUCCUCUACACCUACGAACGCGCCGCCGUAGGAUUCUCCGCCCGCCUCACUGCCGCACAGGCCGAUCAGCUCAGUCGUAUUCCCGGUGUAAUCUCCGUCCUUCCCGAUGAAGUACGCCACCUCCACACCACCCAUACCCCUACCUUCUUGGGACUUGCUGACUCCUUCGGCCUCUGGCCCAAUUCCGAAUACGCUGAUGACGUUGUCGUUGGGGUUCUGGACACGGGUAUCUGGCCGGAAAGGCCGAGUUUUUCGGACGAGGGUCUCUCUCCAGUUCCUUCAAGUUGGAAAGGGAAAUGCGUUACUGGACCAGAUUUUCCUGAAACCUCAUGUAAUAAAAAAAUCAUAGGUGCUCAAAUGUUUUACAAAGGGUAUGAAGCUAAACAUGGCCCAAUGGAUGAAUCAAAAGAAUCAAAAUCGCCAAGAGAUACUGAAGGACAUGGAACACACACAGCAUCAACUGCAGCUGGUUCUGUAGUGGCAAAUGCUAGCUUUUACCAAUAUGCCAAAGGUGAAGCUAGAGGUAUGGCUAUAAAAGCAAGAAUAGCUGCAUACAAGAUUUGCUGGAAAAAUGGUUGUUUUAAUUCUGAUAUAUUGGCUGCCAUGGAUCAAGCUGUUGACGAUGGUGUGCAUGUGAUAUCACUUUCUGUUGGGGCUAACGGUUAUGCUCCACAUUAUCUCUAUGAUUCUAUUGCAAUUGGAGCUUUUGGUGCAUCCGAACAUGGCGUCCUUGUCUCAUGUUCAGCUGGAAAUUCUGGUCCCGGCGCUUAUACGGCAGUGAACAUCGCACCCUGGAUUCUCACCGUUGGUGCUUCAACUAUAGAUCGUGAGUUCCCUGCAGAUGUUAUUUUAGGAGAUAAUAGAAUAUUUGGUGGUGUUUCAUUGUACUCCGGCAAUCCUUUGGCCGAUACCAAAUUGCCGGUGGUUUAUUCCGGCGACUGUGGUAGCAAAUACUGUUAUCCAGGAAAGCUAGACCCGGAAAAAGUUGCCGGAAAAAUAGUUCUGUGCGAUAGGGGAGGCAACGCUAGGGUUGAAAAAGGGAGUGCAGUGAAGCAGGCAGGCGGAGUAGGGAUGAUACUCGCUAAUUUGGCUGACUCCGGCGAAGAACUCGUCGCCGAUUCACAUCUUCUCCCGGCGACGAUGGUAGGUCAAAAAGCAGGAGACAAAAUAAGACACUACGUCAAGUCUGAUCCAUCUCCGACGGCGACGAUCGUGUUCAGAGGAACCGUGAUAGGAAAAUCACCGGCGGCGCCACGUGUAGCGGCGUUCUCGAGCCGAGGACCUAAUCAUUUGACGCCGGAGAUACUUAAACCGGAUGUUAUUGCACCUGGAGUUAACAUUUUGGCCGGUUGGACCGGAUCUGUUGGACCGACGGAUUUGGAUAUUGACACGAGAAGAGUGGAAUUUAAUAUUAUUUCUGGGACUUCCAUGUCGUGCCCUCACGUUAGUGGAUUGGCUGCUUUACUUAGAAGGGCCCACCCAAAGUGGACCCCAGCAGCGGUAAAGUCAGCACUUAUGACAACAGCUUACAAUUUAGAUAAUUCUGGUAAAGUAUUUACAGAUCUUGCCACUGGCCAAGAAUCUACUCCUUUCGUUCAUGGAUCAGGUCAUGUAGACCCGAACCGAGCAUUGGAUCCGGGUUUGAUUUACGAUAUCGAAACUAGUGAUUACGUGAAUUUCCUAUGCUCCAUUGGUUAUGACGGCGACGAUGUCGCCGUGUUCGUGAGAGAUUCUCCUCGAGUAAAUUGCAGUGAACGGAAUUUGGCUACUCCGGGAGACCUGAAUUACCCGUCGUUCUCCGUUAUUUUUACCGGUGAGAGUAACGGUGUGGUAAAAUACAAGCGGGUGGUGAAAAAUGUAGGGGAAAGUACAGAUGCUGUUUAUGAAGUGAAGGUGAACGCGCCGCCGUCUGUGGAGGUGAGUGUAUCGCCGACGAAGCUUGUUUUCAGUGAGGAAAAGCAAAGUUUGUCGUAUGAGAUUAGCUUAAAGAGUAAAAGCAGUGGUGAUCUGGAGAUGGUGAAGGGGAUUGAAUCUGCAUUUGGGUCGAUUGAAUGGAGUGAUGGAAUUCACAAUGUGAGAAGCCCAAUUGCGGUGCGUUGGCGUCAUUAUUCUGGUGCAUCCAUGUGAGUAAUGGAUGUUUGUUGUUGGAUCAGCUUGACAAUGUAGCCGAUGAUUGUUCUUUAUUGCAUGGACCAAUAAACUGGGAUGAUGACAAAUUGAAAGAGGAAAUGUCCUUAGAGGACCAUCGAAUUUGUCCAACUUGAUGUUGCCUUUAAUUUAACUUUAUUUACCUUUUUUUCUCUGUUUUGGAUGUUGUUCAGAUUGAUGUACAUAUGAAUGAAGCAUACCCAGUUGUUUCA
Molecule: messenger RNA, 2997 nt
Organism: Nicotiana attenuata
Lineage: Eukaryota; Viridiplantae; Streptophyta; Magnoliopsida; Solanales; Solanaceae
Product: subtilisin-like protease SBT1.4
Exons: 1
Coding region: 404-2764 (786 amino acids)
Biological process (GO): proteolysis
Molecular function (GO): serine-type endopeptidase activity
Source: RefSeq, a predicted model, not a curated record